UUUUUUGCCAUUUUUUAGGUCCGAUUGUGAAAGUGAUGAUGGCAGCACUAAAAAGUUCUGGCUGUCCCAUAGAUAUACGACGACACAUUUCUUGCGAAGUUUGUGAUUAUUCUGUGAGUGGUGGUUAUGAUCCUGAAUUAAAUCAGAUUGUAGUGUGUCAAAAUGUCUCUACUCGCAAAGGAAUGGUACAAGGAGUGCUGACCCAUGAGAUGAUUCACAUGUUUGACUAUUGCCGCAAUGAGCUGGACUUUAAAAACAUGGAACAUCUGGCUUGUACAGAGAUCAGGGCUGCCAACCUGACACAUUGUUCUUUUGCUAGUGCUUGGUCACAGGGAGAUGCCUCUUGGACUAAGAUUAAGAAGGCACAUGAGGACUGUGUGAAAACUAAAGCACUCUAUUCUGUGUUAGCAGUAAGACAGAUUGGAAAAGCAGAAGCAGUGAAUAUUAUAGAGAAAGUAUUCCCCAAAUGUUAUGCGGAUUUGGAACCAAUAGGCAGAAGAAUUAGAAGAAAUUCCGAAGACAUGUAUCGUGCUUUUAGAGAAGCAUCUUAUUAUGGGUACGAAUAAUUUGAAUUACUGUUGUUUAUUGUAGAUAGUGUAAAUAAUAAAUCAAAAUAAAAUACAGG
Messenger RNA from Hyposmocoma kahamanoa, 625 nucleotides. Its product is annotated as mitochondrial inner membrane protease ATP23 homolog. Gene Ontology annotation, cellular component: extrinsic component of mitochondrial inner membrane. Gene Ontology annotation, biological process: mitochondrial proton-transporting ATP synthase complex assembly; mitochondrial protein processing. Gene Ontology annotation, molecular function: metalloendopeptidase activity. NCBI's taxonomy places the organism in Eukaryota, Metazoa, Arthropoda, Insecta, Lepidoptera, Cosmopterigidae. The transcript has 4 exons. Bases 36 to 566 code for a protein of 176 amino acids. The record is from RefSeq and is a predicted model, not a curated record.